CACCGCCUGAUCGACUUGGGUGCCAAUAGGUGAUAUUGAACGGCACUCUGCACUGUUUUGAAAUGCAUUUUCGUUCGCACAAAGGACUCGUUCUUUUCUACAACACAACCAAGCUUUCUGAUACCAAACAAUCCUGAUCAUCAUCAACUGGGUACGCCAGUCACCCUCAUUCAUCAAGCAAUCAAAAGUCCGUACUAGAAGGCGUGCUCACCUUAAGAGAGAGCAGAAUUGGAAGAAUCCCAGCAUCGCACCAUCACCGUCACUGAACCACUACCACGAUGGGUACCACGAUUGGUACCACGAUGGGCACCGCUGCAAUUAUCGGUAUUACUAUUGCCAGCAUAUUUGGUGCCCUCUGCAUCGUUGCCUACCUCAUUAGGCCAAACCGCACUCUAGCGGGGCCAUUGAGGAGAUGGUGGUGGAUGUUAUUGACAGGCCACCUCCCGCCCCCUCUUCCGAUAACUCAUCACGAGCUAAAUAGCUGGUACUCCCACCCCGCCCCGGCUUCGGAGGAUUCGACUAUCGACGGCCUAGUUUCCGAGUCGACUGAUUCCCCGGUGUUGCUCCCGGGUCACUGGUCUCCUGGUCUUGAGCAUGCGAUGGGCGAGCCAUGGCCAACGGUCGAAGAAGUAAUGGAAUCGGCGAGAAGGAUGCAAAACCCGGCGUACCCGGUCCCGAUGCCAUUGGAUUACGAAGCUACCCAUAUGACAGGAGCCCUCCCCCCAGCCACUCCCCCCAUCCCACUCGACCAGGAGGUCCCUGAUGUAGACAUGAUAGAACCCACCAUCACGCAUUAUGCGGACGGAAGCAUUGAGGUCACCUGGGAGGCGGAGGUGAUAGGGGUGGCUGGGGGCGGCUUCUUGAUCUUUGGGAGAAGAGAAGGGAGAGGGGAGAGUGCCGAAAUGGGGAGUGAGGAAACGGAGAGUGACUGAUAACCACUGAUUGACCUUGGUCGUACCGUGCUGACGAUCCAUUGUCUACCCAUCAGGACGAGGGAUCUGGUAAGUACCAGUAUUCCACUGCAACUUGACGAAUGUAUCUCCUCUUCAUUGCACCGCCUCUGGAUCGGCAGGAGCAGGAGGCUGCACACCACGUGGUAGCAUCACGUGGCUCGUCCUAUUCCUCCAUCCACACCCCCAACACAUUCACUGACCCGAACCUUUGAUUGUCAUCCUUUGUGCAAGCUCCUCACAUAACUCGACCUAACUUGCAUCAGAUUGAUAAUUCCUCUUCAAAUCAAAACCAAACUUGUCCAACAGAAAAUGAUGAGGAAGACCUUGAAUAGCAUUCAGAACCAGUGGCUUAACAGAACACCCUCAUGACCCAGA
Eremomyces bilateralis CBS 781.70 is the source of this 1328-nucleotide messenger RNA. RefSeq lists its product as uncharacterized. NCBI's taxonomy places the organism in Eukaryota, Fungi, Ascomycota, Dothideomycetes, Eremomycetales, Eremomycetaceae. The transcript is spliced from 2 exons. Bases 279 to 932 code for a protein of 217 amino acids. The record is from RefSeq and is a predicted model, not a curated record.